AUGCUUUCACAGAUGAAAGCUCUAUCCUUGGCCCACCGUUUCAAAGUUCUAAAGUCAUUCUCGCGGUCUUUUUCAUCUCCUUCCGCUAUUUCUAUGAAUGAGUACGGGGCACGUCGAUCGAAACUUGCCGAGAAAAUUGCUCAAAGUUGCUCGUCCGAUCGGGGGUCAGCGUCUCACCACUUGGUAAUUAUUCCUGCAGCUGAAAUCCAGUAUAGCUCUAUCCAUGUUCCAUACCAAUUUCGGCAGGAUUCAUACUUUCGAUAUCUCACUGGAAUUACUGAACCUGAUGCAGUUCUCUCUCUUGAGAUCGCAACAAAGUCAAGUGACAUUGUGCAUUUCACCCCUCGCCUAUUCAUCGAAGAGCGGACUUCCCACGACAGACUUUGGGAUGGCCCAACUAUGGGUGUUGAUGUUGCAGCACUUACCACAGGAAUUCAAUGUACGAUCCCGCUAAAGUUUUUUCCCGAAUACCUUCAAAUGGCGAUGUCCGAUCUUUCUGAUUCUGGUUGCUUUUUCUGGUUUAGCACCCCUUUUGUUGUCAGAUCGAAGGCGAAAGCACCGGUGAACCGCACUAUAUACUCCGUUGUGUCGGAUAAGUUUACGGGGAGUCGGUUAGUUCAGUCGAAUCUACGAAACCCGAAUCCCUUGAUUGACGAAUUAAGGUUGAUAAAAUCCCAAUCUGAAUUGCUUUUGAUGAAACGAGCUGUGGAAUUGACAUCUAUAGCUUUGAAGAAAACUCUGUCAUCAGCGUAUCCGGGUAUAAGAGAGGCUGAAUUAGCUGCACGAUUUGAAUUUGAGUCCACAUUGAUGGGGUGUGGCCUUGGUUACCCAGCCGUUGUUGCUGGUGGCAACCGAGCUAACAUAAUUCAUUAUUUAAAAAAUUCUGAAUGCGUUGAGGAUGGUGAGCUGGUCUUGAUGGAUGUUGGAUGUGAUGUCGAAGGCUACACCGCGGAUAUCUCUAGAACCUGGCCCAUAAACGGUCAUUUUUCGCAGCACCAACGCUUAUUGCAUGACAUUUUAAUCCAGGUGCAAACCGACUGCCAGAAGGCGGCCCACCCGGAGUCGAGUCUCCAAAAGCUCUACGACCUAAUGGUCAAGCGGUUAGUCCAAUAUCUUAAUGAGGAGAAGGUACUCACUGCUAGUGAUAGCGAGUCAAUAUCGGUAGGCUCUUACAUUUGCCCACACCAUAUUGGCCACUACCUUGGUCUCGACGUUCACGAUACGUCCAGCAUUUCAUACAGCCAAAGGUUUGAGCCGGGAAUGGUUUUUCCUUUGGAACCAGGUAUCUACUUCCCGGCAGAAGGCGGCAAGGUAGCCGUGGCUAAGGAAUUUCGUGGCAUGGGAUUGCGGCUUGAAGACGACUACGUUUUUACUACUGAUGGGAAAGCCGAAAAACUUAAUGACUGUAUGCCCUUCAAGGCCUCUGACCUCGAAUCCCUCAUUCGUUCUCAUAGUGGUCAAGGAAGUGCUCUGUGA
Molecule: messenger RNA, 1476 nt
Organism: Echinococcus granulosus
Lineage: Eukaryota; Metazoa; Platyhelminthes; Cestoda; Cyclophyllidea; Taeniidae
Product: putative Xaa-Pro aminopeptidase 3
Exons: 3
Coding region: 1-1476 (491 amino acids)
Cellular component (GO): mitochondrion
Molecular function (GO): manganese ion binding; metalloaminopeptidase activity
Source: RefSeq, a predicted model, not a curated record